Oreochromis niloticus (Nile tilapia) is the source of this 2348-nucleotide messenger RNA. RefSeq lists its product as uncharacterized. The record is from RefSeq and is a predicted model, not a curated record. Lineage: Eukaryota; Metazoa; Chordata; Actinopteri; Cichliformes; Cichlidae. Gene Ontology annotation, biological process: DNA integration; DNA recombination. Gene Ontology annotation, molecular function: DNA binding. The coding region runs from base 138 to 1940 and encodes 600 amino acids. The transcript has 5 exons.
AAGACUAUAUUCACUGCAUUUAUUGCGAGGCAUUAUAUCUUAAAAGAGAUCUUUGGAGACAUGUUCGUAAAUGUUCUUCAAAACCAGUGGAGGCCAAUUCAGAGGGGGGACGAAAAAAGGUCUUGUCCCUGGCCUGUAUGAGUGAGUCAGCUCUGUGUCAGCAAGUUUCCCCCGGUGUUUGGAAGAUAUUAGCUGUCAUGAAAGAUGAUGAAAUAACUUCUACUGUGCGAAGUGACUUCUCUAUUCUUCAGCUUACUCAAUCAUUCUUUAACAAACAUGGGAAAGAUCCCACCAAAUUUGACUACAUUCGCCAGACACUCCGAGAAUGUGGAAGACUUCUGCUCACACUUCGGAAAGAAUGCUCAAUACACACUUUUGAGGAUGCUGUAAGACCUGCAAAUUUCAGUGUGGUUAUCAAAGCUGUUAAGAAGGUGUCUGGGUAUGAUGAAGAAAAGAACUGCUACUCGACUCCAAGCCUUGCUUUAAAGUUGGGACACUCACUGCAGAAAGUCUGUGAUAUUAUACAUUGCAGAGCACUGAUGGCAGAAGACAGUGCACUGAUAAAGUCAACCCAGAGUUUCAAAACCCUUUAUGCUACAAAGUGGUCAGAACUCAUCUCCCAUACUGCAUUAACCACACUAAACGAGCGGCACUUCAACAAGCCUUCCACACUUCCUUUCACAGAAGAUGUUCAGCGUCUUCAUAGACAUCUGGAGAAGACUACAGAACAAGCACUGAAGGACUUGGAAGAGCAUAGUUCACCAAAAUCAUACAGUGAACUUUGUAAAGCUACCAUGGCAAAUGUAAUACUAUUUAACAGGAGAAGAGGGGGAGAAAUUUCAAAGAUGACACUGAAUGGCUUCCAGGAGAGAGACACUAGUACCCUGCACAAGGAUGUUGCAUUUGGACUGACAAAAUUUGAACUUUACCUUUGUCAACACUUCAGUCGUGUAGAAUUGAGGGGUAAACGAGGACGCAAGGUUGCAGUGCUACUUUCACCAGACAUGGUGAAUGCCAUAACACGGCUGACAGAGAAAAGACAAGACUGUGGUGUUCUGGCAGAAAACAUAUUCCUGUUUGCCAGACCUCAUUGUCUGACUCCCUACAGAGGACAGGACUGUUUGAGGAUUUAUGCGACUGAAUGUGGGGCUGAAAACCCUGAACACCUACGUUCAACGCAGUUGCGCAAACAUGUCGCAACUUUGUCUCAGAUCUUAAACCUCAAGAAUCACGAGUUAGACCAAGUUGCCAACUUCCUAGGUCAUGAUAUUCGUGUUCAUCGGGAAUAUUAUAGACUUCCAGAGGCUACUACCCAGCUUGCCAAAAUAUCCAAACUACUGAUUGCCAUGGAGAAAGGGUCUCUCAAAAGCCUUCAAGGCAAAACACUUGAAGAGAUUGAAAUCGAAGAUAACCUACAGUUGACAGAUUCAAGUGAAGAAAGUGAGGUUGGAGCGGAGCGUGAGGAGGUUGGAGCGGAGCGUGAGGAGGUUGGAGCGGAGCGUGAGGAGGUUGGAGCGGAGCGUGAGGUCAAUGAAGGAAAUCUUGUAUAUCCACAGAUUGAUUCUAUAGAUACUAGAAUGAUGAAGAAAGUUGUCAAGGAACCUCCAGCACAAAGUAAAAAUGGAGCGGGUAAGGUCAUUGAACCCAACAGAAUACUAAACAAGGAGAUGAAGCCAAGCAGUAAGAAGAAAACAAAUAAACAAUCUGCUUCUCUGGAAAAUGCAAGGAGGGUCAAAAAGCAUCCUUGGUCUCCCACGGAGGUUGCUGCGAUAAUGAAGUAUUUUGGCGAACAUAUCAAAAAAGGAAAACUGGCCACUAUUAUCGAAUGCCAGCAAUGCAAAACUGCAGAAGAUCCUGCUCUGGCUGGUCGUUCUAUUCAAAUCAGAGAUUUUGUGAGGAAUCGGGGCGUGUCGUUGAAGAAAAAAGAAAAUCCUAUGUAGAGGAGUCUACAUAACUCCAAAGUACUUCUUGGAGGAGUUACAAAAGAUAUUUUGUAUGUUUUGGUUUCUCAUUUAUUUAUUUUAGAAUUUUACUAUUAGAAGAUUGGUAAAUUCAUUUUGUUGACACUGUUUUAGUGCAUCUGAUCUAAGAGGACAUAUAAUUUUAUAUUGCCAGUUAUUUUCAUUUCUGUUAACAAAACAAUCCUGUUUUUGUAAAAUGCACUCAAUUUGUUCCUUUUAUUCACCUGUUGCCCUUUUAAUACACACAAAAUACAUGUUUGUGUAUGUGUAUGGCCUUUGUCCUGUUAAUAAAGUUAGCCCUGACAAUUACUGUUCAUGUCAGGGGGAGGAGCCAAGUUACCUAAUUAGUGUUGUCCUCUUAUUACACCAUGGUGUCAGGUUCUUAUA